Messenger RNA from Arabidopsis lyrata subsp. lyrata, 1263 nucleotides. RefSeq lists its product as uncharacterized. NCBI's taxonomy places the organism in Eukaryota, Viridiplantae, Streptophyta, Magnoliopsida, Brassicales, Brassicaceae. The record is from RefSeq and is a predicted model, not a curated record. The annotation marks the transcript as partial. The transcript has a single exon.
UGUGCGUUACAUAAAAAUGUUUGGGAUGGAAAAGAUCUCGAUGGAGUACCAGAAGAGGAUGAUUGGAUAGAUGAUGGUGAGCCAUUCGAGAGGAUAACUGAUGGAAUAAUACUCCAUCCAUUUCAUAGUCACCAUCUACGACUUGAGAUCUUCAUGGCUUAUGACAAAAACAAGUAUUGUCGAGGGUGUGCGCUUCCAGUCUACGAAGGUCAGUUCUAUUCAUGCAUGGAAUGCAAGUUCAUACUCCAUGAAAGUUGUGCCAAUGCUCCACGCAUGAAACGACAUCCCUUACAUCCAUAUCCACUUACACUUGACAAUAUGGCAUCUGCUGGUAAGGAAGGUAAAACCAAAUGUAGUGCAUGUAAGCGUGACGUUGGGGGCUUUUAUUAUUAUCAUCAUUCAAAAGAACCAGUGCGUACUUCCAUACUACUAGACUUAAGGUGCGCCUUGAUUAUCGAACCAUUUGAAUUCCAAGGCCACAAACAUCCCUUAUUCCUACCUUGGGACCUAAAGGAAAAGACCCGAUGUCAAAUCUGCAAAGAAGUUAUUAAACAUCAUUCGGAAUUUCAAUUCGGCAGAGAAGUUAUUGAACAUCAUUCGGAAUUAAGUUGCAUGGAUUGCGAUUAUACUAUAUGUUUCCAUUGCGCUACCUUACCAUACAAGGUAAGGUAUAAGCAUGACAGUCAUUUUCUCAUAAUCUGCGAUGGCAAAAAAGCAAGUGAUCAACAAGACUGGUGUGAGAUUUGUGAACGCAAUAAAGAAAGAAGACAUCCUGACCUGAAUCCAAAAGUAGAAAGGCGAAUUUAUAAAUGCAGUGACUGCUGCACCACUAUUCAUGCCGAAUGCUUACUUGGGGCAGACAUUUACUUGAGAUCUGGUCAAACGAUAAAAUAUGGCGUUUCUUAUUCCGACUGCGAUCUGAGCCGUGUAGAUGUUCAGAUUAUUCUCAACAAUUCUCUCUCCAGACCAAUUUGCAAAGUAUGCCACUGUCGAUGUCCAUUCCCAAUAUAUUUCAAAUCGCAGAGCGGAUACUAUUGUUCUUCGCUUUGUAUAGAAAGGUUGAUAUACAACAGCAAUGAGAGGUAUUGGAGGAGUAGAUAACUUGCGAGCAAAUGUGUGAAUCUCACCAUCCAAGUUAUCCCUUUUUCUUGUUAGGUUUGUGAGAUAUAUGUUCUAUUUUCUUUGUGUUGUUUGAACUCGGGGUUUGGUAAUUUUAUCAUAGCAUUUUAUAGCACGUUAGUUGAGUUUAUGUAUUAAAUUAUU